GGAAGCCGCCGCCUGGCGCUCGGCUGGCGCUGACGUGAGCCAGACUGGUCAUGUGCCCGGGAGCUGUGCAAGGCGCUCCCACCCCAGGAUGCGGCCCGUCUGAUGACCCUCGGCCGCUGAGAGGACUCUGGCCGCCAGCACCAUGUCAGGGUCCACCCAGCCCGUGGCACAGACGUGGAGGGGCACCGAGCCCCGCUACCCGACCCACGGCCUGCCCUACCCCGUGCAGCUUGCCCGGCCCCACACGGACGUGGGGCUGCUCGAGUACCCACACGGCCCCCGAGACUUCACCUCACACCUGUCUCCCGGCCCCAUCAUCCAGCCCCAGCGCAGGAGGCCCUCGCUGCUUUCGGAGUUCCAGCCCGGGAAUGAGAGGCCCCAGGAGUUACACCUACGGCCCGAGCCGCCCGUGUACCUGUCAGAGCUGGAACUCAUGGAUAGCAAACGGCCACGCCUCGACCUGCUGCCCACUCCCCUGCUGCGGCCCGCACCUCUGCUCGCCACCGGCCAGCCCGGGCUAUCGGACGACCUGGCCAAGGACCGGAGCCUGACGGGCAAGCUGGAGCCAGUGUCCCCGCCUAGCCCGCCACACGCCGACCCCGAGCUGGAGCUGGAGCCACCACGGCUGUCCAAGGAGGAGCUGAUCCAGAACAUGGAUCGUGUCGACCGCGAGAUCGCCAUGGUGGAGCAGCAGAUCUCCAAGCUGAAGAAGAAGCAGCAACAGCUGGAGGAGGAGGCUGCCAAGCCGCCCGAGCCCGAGAGGCCUGUGUCGCCGCCGCCCAUCGAAUCCAAGCACCGCAGCCUGGUCCAGAUCAUCUAUGACGAGAACAGGAAGAAAGCUGAGGCAGCUCACCGGAUUCUGGAAGGCCUGGGGCCCCAGGUAGAGCUGCCUCUGUAUAACCAGCCUUCGGACACCCGACAGUACCAUGAGAACAUCAAGAUAAACCAGGCCAUGAGGAAGAAGCUCAUCCUGUACUUCAAGAGGAGGAACCACGCCCGCAAGCAAUGGGAGCAGAAGUUCUGCCAGCGCUAUGACCAGCUGAUGGAGGCCUGGGAGAAGAAGGUCGAGCGCAUUGAGAACAACCCACGCCGCCGUGCCAAGGAGAGCAAAGUACGAGAGUACUAUGAGAAGCAGUUCCCAGAGAUCCGCAAGCACCGUGAGCUCCAAGAGCGCAUGCAGAGCAGGGUGGGCCAGCGCGGCAGUGGACUGUCCAUGUCGGCUGCGCGAAGUGAGCAUGAAGUGUCGGAGAUCAUCGAUGGCCUCUCGGAACAGGAGAACCUGGAGAAACAGAUGCGCCAGCUGGCUGUUAUCCCACCCAUGCUCUAUGACGCCGAGCAGCAGCGUAUCAAGUUCAUCAACAUGAACGGGCUGAUGGACGACCCCAUGAAGGUGUACAAGGACCGGCAGGGCAUGAACAUGUGGAGCGAGCAGGAGAAGGACACCUUCCGGGAGAAGUUCAUGCAACACCCCAAAAACUUCGGUCUGAUCGCCUCGUUCCUGGAAAGGAAGACGGUGGCUGAGUGCGUCCUGUACUACUAUCUGACCAAGAAGAACGAGAACUACAAGAGCCUGGUGAGGAGAAGCUACCGGCGCCGUGGCAAGAGCCAGCCCCAACAGCAACAGCAGCAGCAACAGCAGCAGAUGCCUCGGAACAGCCAGGAGGAGAAGGAGGAGAAGGAGAAGGAGCGGGAGGCUGAGAAGGAGGAGGAAAAGCCGGAGCUGGACAACGAGAAGGAGGAACUCAACAAGGAGAAGGCGGAUGACACCUCAGGCGAAGACAAUGACGAGAAGGAGGCCGUGGCCUCCAAGGGCCGCAAGACGGCCAACAGCCAGGGCCGGCGCAAAGGCCGCAUCACGCGUUCCAUGGCCAGCGAGGCCCACAGUGAGGAGGCCGUGGCCCCGCCACACAGUGCCGAGCUUGCCUCCAUGGAGAUGAACGAGAGUUCCCGCUGGACUGAGGAGGAAAUGGGCACUGCCAAGAAAGGCCUCCUGGAACACGGCCGCAACUGGUCGGCCAUUGCACGCAUGGUGGGGUCCAAGACCGUGUCUCAGUGUAAGAACUUCUACUUCAACUACAAAAAGAGGCAGAACCUGGACGAGAUCCUACAGCAGCACAAGCUCAAGAUGGAGAAGGAGCGGAAUGCACGGAGGAAAAAGAAGAAAGGCCCGGGAGGUCCCAGCGAGGAGGCGGCCUUCCCGCCCGUGGUGGAGGAGGAAGAGAUGGAGGCCUCAGGCACCAGCGGGAACGAGGAGGAGGCGCCCGAGGACGCCGAGGCUCUACAGCCCUCCGGGAACGAGGUGCCCAGGGGGGAGUGCAGUGGUCAAGCUGCCGUCACCAACAGCUCUGACACCGAGAGCGUUCCGUCGCCCCGCACUGAAGCCGCCAAGGACUCAGGGCCCAGCGCACCUGCCCCUGGCACCCCAGCACCGCCCCCGCAGCCACCCACCCCGACGCCUGAUGACACCCCGGCCCCCGCUGAGCCCACGCCUGCCCCGGAAUCCGCUCAGUCCCCUACACCCCCACCGGCACCCCCUGAGCCCACUGUGCCCCCAACCACAGCACCCAUGGAGGAGGCAGCCCCAGCUGCACCCAAGGAUGAGCAGGAGCCCUGUCCCGAGGCCGGUCCUGCCGACCAGCCCGGGGAAGCACCCUCGGUCACCGUCAAGACUGAGAGCUCUGAGGAGGCAGCCGAGGACGUGCCUAGCAAGGCCAGUGCAGAGGCCAGCUCGGAGGCGGUGGCUGAGGGAGCCCUGAAGGUGGAGAAGGAGGGUGUCGGGCCUGGGGCCAAAGCAGCCGUGCCCAAGGCUUCGGGUGCCCCCCAGGACAGCGACUCCAGCGCCACCUGCAGUGCCGAUGAAGUAGAUGAGCCCGAAGGCGGCGACAAGAACAGGCUCCUGUCCCCGCGGCCCAGCCUCCUCACCCCAGCCGGUGACACCAGGGCCAGUGCCUCACCACAGAAGCCGCUGGACCUGAAGCAGCUGAAGCAGAGGGCAGCUGCCAUCCCCCCCAUUGCCCCCAAAGCCCAUGAGCCCCCACGGGAAGAUGUGCCCGCCCUGGCCUCACUGCCUGCCCAGCAUCUGCAGCCAGACCCCGACACCCCCCAGCAGCCGGGCAGCAGUCCCCAGGGCGCACGCAGGAGCCCUGCACCCCCUGCAGACAAGGAUGAGAAACCCGUGUUUGGGCCACCCGAGGGUCAACAGCUGCCCACUGAGUCCCUGUGCUGGGCGCCAGGCCUGGCCUUCCCAGUGCCCCCGCGGGAGGUGAUCAAGGCAUCCCCGCAUGCCCCUGACCCCUCAGCCUUCUCCUACGCCCCUCCUGGUGCCCCUCUGCCUCUGGGCCUGCAAGAUGGUGCCCGGCCAGUGCUGCCACGGCCGUCCACCAUGUCCAACCCGCCGCCCCUCAUCUCCUCCACCAAACACCCCAGCGUCCUCGAGAGACCCCUGGGCUUCAUCCAGUCGGGGCCGAUGCAGCUCCACGUCCCGUAUUCAGAACACGCCAAGGCGCCCGUGGGCCCCACUGCCAUUGGGCUGCCCCUUGCCGUGGACCCCAAGAAGCUGGUGCCCUUCAGUGGGGUGAAACAGGAGCAGCUGUCUCCCCGCGGCCAGGCCGGACCCCCGGAGAGCCUGGGGGUGCCAACAGCCCAGGAGACAUCUGUGCUGCGAGGGGCGUCUCUGGGCGUGGUGUCAGGAGGAAGCAUCACCAAAGGGACCCCCAGCACACGUGUGCCUUCUGAAGGCACCAUCACCUACCGCGGCUCCAUCACCCACGGCACCCCAGCAGAUGUGCUGUACAAGGGCACCAUCACCAGGAUCCUGGGCGAGGACAGUCCCAGCCGCCUGGAUCGCAGCCGGGAUGACGGGCUGCCCAAGGGGCAUGUGAUCUACGAGGGCAAGAAGGGCCAUGUACUGUCUUACGAUGGUGGCAUGUCCCAGUGCCCCAAGGAGGACAGUGGGAGCAGUGCGGCCCCCCCCCACGAGACGGCCGCCCCCAAGCGCACGUAUGACAUGAUGGAGGGCCGUGUGAGCAGGGCCGUGUCCUCGGCCAGCAUUGAAGGGCUAAUGGGCCGUGCCAUCCCGCCUGAGCGACACAGCCCCCACCACCUCAAGGAACAGCACCACAUUCGGGGCUCCAUCACGCAAGGGAUCCCACGAUCCUACGUGGAGGCCCAGGAGGACUAUCUGCGGAGGGAACCCAAACUCCUGAAACGCGAGGGCACCCCGCCGCCACCCCCGGCUCCCCGGGACCUGGCUGAGGCCUAUAAGGCACGACCCCUAGAGGCCCUGGGGCCCCUGAAGCUGAAGCCAACACACGAGGGCCUGGUGGCCACUGUUAAAGAGGCCGGGCGCUCCAUCCACGAGAUUCCACGAGAGGAACUACGCCGCACCCCCGAGCUGCCCCUAGCACCACGGCCGCUCAAGGAGGGCUCCAUCACCCAGGGCACCCCGCUCAAGUACGACAGCAGCUCUGGCUCCAAGAAGCAUGACGUGCGCUCCAUCAUCGGCAGCCCAGGCCGCACCUUCCCACCCGUGCACCCGCUGGACGUCAUAGCCGACCCACGCGCCCUGGAGCGGGCCUGCUACGAGGAGAGCCUGAAGGGCCGGCCGGGCGCUGUCAGCAGCGCAGGGGGCUCCAUCACGCGUGGGGCACCCGUCAUUGUGCCAGAGCUGGGCAAGCCGCGGCAGAGUCCCCUGGCCUAUGAGGACCACGGGACGCCGUUCACUGGCCACCUACCCAGAGGUUCUCCUGUGACCACCCGGGAGCCCACCCCACGCCUGCAGGAGGGCAGCCUGUCGUCCAGCAAGGCGCCCCAGGACCGCAAGCUGACGUCGACUCCUCGAGAGAUUGCCAAGUCCCCGCACAGCAGCGUGCCCGAGCACCACCCACACCCCAUCUCACCCUACGAGCACCUGCUUCGGGGUGUGGACCUGUAUCGUGGACACAUCCCACUGGCCUUUGACCCCACGUCCAUUCCCCGAGGAAUCUCCUUGGAUGCAGCCGCUGCCUAUUACCUGCCUCGGCACCUGACUCCCAACCCCACCUACUCGCACCUGUACCCGCCGUACCUCAUCCGCGGCUACCCCGACACGGCGGCGCUGGAGAACCGGCAGACAAUCAUCAAUGACUACAUCACCUCACAGCAGAUGCACCACAACGCGGCCACCGCCAUGGCCCAGCGGGCAGACAUGCUGCGGGGCCUGUCGCCCCGGGAGUCCUCGCUGGCCCUUAACUAUGCCGCUGGCCCACGAGGCAUCAUUGACUUGUCCCAAGUGCCACACCUGCCCGUGCUGGUGCCCCCAACGCCAGGCACGCCUGCCACCGCCAUGGACCGCCUGGCCUACCUCCCCACCGCACCCCAGCAUUUCAGCAGCCGGCUUAGCAGCUCCCCACUGUCCCCAGGAGGCCCCACUCACCUGACCAAGCCAUCGACUGCCUCCUCCGAGCGGGAGCGAGAGCGGGAGAGAGAGCGAGAGCGGGAACGUUCUGUCCUCACGUCCACCACCACCGUGGAGCACGCGCCCAUCUGGAGACCCGGUACAGAGCAGAGCGGCGGCAGCGGAGGCAGCAGCCGGGCCACCUCUCACUCCCACACCCACCAGCACUCGCCUAUCUCUCCCCGGACCCAGGACACUGUCCAGCAGCGGCCCAGCGUCCUGCACAACACGGGCAUGAAGGGCGUCGCCAGCUCCGUGGAGCCCAGCACGCCCACGGUCCUGAGGUCCACCGCCACCUCCUCGCCCGUGCGCCCAGCCGCCACAUUCCCGCCCGCCGCCCACUGCCCGCUGGGCAGCGCCCUGGACGGGGUCUACCCCCCUCUCUCCGAGCCCGUCCUGCUGCCCAAGGAGGCGUCACGGGGCACCCGGGCCGAGCGGGCCCGAGCUGAACCGGCCCACGCUUUCCUCACCAAGCCCCCCACCCGCUCGGGGCUGGAGCCUGCCUCAUCCCCGGGAAAGGGCUCCGAGCCUCGGCCCUCGGCACCCCCAGCCUCCGGCCACACCGUGGGGCGCGCCCCUGCUAAGAGCCUCGCGCCGCACCACGCCAGCCCGGAGCCUCCCGCAGCAUCGGCCCCGGCCGCGGACCCGCAUCGGGAAAAGACCCCAAGUAAACCCUUUUCCAUCCAGGAACUGGAACUCCGUUCUCUGGGUAAGACCACCCUGACGGCGGCCACCUUCAUAGACGCGGUAAUCAUGCGUCAAAUCGCCCACGAUAAGGGGCCACGAGAAGGUCCGCCGGCCGCCGGCUCCCCUCCCCACGGUAAGACCGGCGGGGGCGGCAGCUACAGCCCGGACGGGGUGGAGCCCGUGAGCCCCGUGAGCUCUCCCCACGACAAGGGGCUCCCCAAACAUCUGGAGGAGCUCGACAAGAGCCACUUGCCGGGGGAGCUGCGGCACAAACCACCAGGCCCCGGAAAGCUCAGCACCGAGGCUGCUCUCCUGCCACACCUGCAGCCGCUGACCGAGAGCCAGGCGGCCCCCAGCUCACUGCUGCCGUCCACGCCGGGGGUGAAGGGCCACCAGCGGGUGGUUACCCUGGCACAACACAUCAGUGAGGUGAUCACACAGGACUACACGCGGCACCACCCACAGCAGCUCAGCGCAGCCCUGCCCGCCCCCCUCUAUACCUUCCCCGGUGCCAGCUGCCCCAUCUUGGACCUCCGCCGCCCUCCCAGCGACCUCUACCUCCCGCCUCCCGAGCACGGCGUCCCUGCCCGUGGCUCUCCGCACAGCGAGGGGGGCAAGAGGUCCCCAGAACCCAGCAAGACGUCGACCUUGGGCAGCAGUGAGGACGGCAUGGAGCCUGUUUCCCCCCCAGAAGGCCUGGCCGAGCCAGGACACCCCCGCAGCGCCAUGUUUCCCCUGCUGUACCGAGAAGGAGAGACUGGAGAGUCCAGGAUGGGUUCCAAGUCUCCAGGCAGCACUGGCCAGCCGCCCGCCUUCUUCAGCAAACUGACCGAGAACAACUCGGCCAUGGUGAAGUCCAAGAAACAGGAGAUCAACAAGAAGCUGAGCACCCACAACCGCAACGAGCCCGAGUACAAUAUCGGCCAGCCGGGCACAGAAAUCUUCAAUAUGCCUGCCAUCACCGGAACAGGCCUUAUGACCUGCCGGAGCCAGGCGGUGCAGGAGCACGCCAGCACCAACAUGGGGCUGGAGGCCAUAAUUAGAAAGGCGCUCAUGGGUAAAUAUGACCACUGGGAGGAGCACCCGCUCGGCGCCAAUGCUUUUAACCCUCUGAGCGGCAGUGCCGGCCUGCCCGCUGCUAUGCCCGUAACCGCUGCUGAUGGACGGAGCGACCACGCGCGCACCUCGCCAGGUGGCGGUGCGAAGGCCAAAGUGUCCGGGAGGCCCAGCAGCCGCAAGGCCAAGUCCCCCGCCCCAGGCCUGGCGUCAGGGGAGCGGCCCCCUUCUGUCUCCUCGGUGCAUUCGGAAGGGGACUGCAACCGCCGGACGCCGCUCACCAACCGCGUGUGGGAGGACCGGCCCUCGUCCGCAGGUUCCACGCCUUUUCCCUACAACCCCCUGAUCAUGCGGCUGCAGGCCGGUGCCAUGGCCUCCCCGCCGCCACCCGGCCUCCCCACGGGCAGCGGGCCCCUGGCCGGCCCCCAUCAUGGCUGGGACGAGGAACCCAAGCCCCUGCUGUGCUCCCAGUAUGAGACACUCUCCGACAGCGAGUGACUGUCCCUAGUGCGGCUGGCGAGGAGCGAGGAUGCCGUCAAGAGAGGCACGCCCUGCCGAGAGAGGAGCCCCUGAGUCUGCCUGCGAGCCACCCGCCCGCCUGUCCAUCCGUCCGUCAGUCCGUCCAGAGCCGGCCUCCUUGCCUGUCUAAAGCCUUAACUACAAUUCCCGCCCCGGGCUGGCCCUGUGCAGUGAUCUUACUCAGGAGAAGCUUACCUGGUGCUCGGGAGGGGAGGGGCCCGGAGGGGCGCAGCGGGCAGGCGUGGCCAGGGACCUGAAGCCGGAUGACCAUGCCCCUCCCACGCCGCUGCCUCCCCCUUAACGCAUUUGGAACCAAAGUCUAAACUGAGCUAGCAGCCCCCGUCCCUGUCUCCACCCCCACCCAUCCUGCUUAGUGCUCUGGACCGUCGGGUGCAGGCCUGGCCCAGCCCCCCAGGAGUGCCCAGGCCCUGCGGGCCGUGGUGGGGAGGGAGGCAGUCAGUGUAGAUGAUGUAUUGGUUUACAGGGUAUAUUUUUGAUACCUUCAAUGAAUGGAUUCAGAUGUUUUACGCCAGGAAGGACUUACCCAGUAUCACUGCAGCUGUGCUUUCCGUCUCCGCUUAGCAUUCAAGACAGUUGGUGAGCCCAGAAUCCGAGGGGGCCGGGGCGCCCCGCGCCUGCCUCCCCCCUCCACGGGCAGAAUGAACUCGAUGGGAUUCUGUGGCCGCCACUGCGUCCGGCGGCGACAUUCUCAUUUACACAUUCUUCUCAUUAAAAAGCAAAUAUACUCGA
Messenger RNA from Suncus etruscus (white-toothed pygmy shrew), 8446 nucleotides. RefSeq names its product nuclear receptor corepressor 2 (gene NCOR2). The record is from RefSeq and is a predicted model, not a curated record. Lineage: Eukaryota; Metazoa; Chordata; Mammalia; Eulipotyphla; Soricidae. Gene Ontology annotation, molecular function: transcription corepressor activity. Gene Ontology annotation, biological process: negative regulation of transcription by RNA polymerase II.